CCCAGCCCACCAACACCGCCCCCCUCACCAACAGCACACUUGUCCGCCCUGCCUCAGCCAUUCAACAGCCCUGGGCCCCUGGAUGAACGGACAAUGCUGAGUUAAAUUAGGCGCCGCAGCACGGAGCAGGUGUUUAAAAGCCUCUCUGAGGUGGAGGUAAGCAGGCGGGGAGUCGUGAGCGUUAUCUCCCCAGCCAGACACGUCAACCCUGGAGAGCGGAGAGAAGAAAGUGGGAACCUUAGUGUGGGUGUGAGGGAGAGAGACAGACAGAGAGAGAGAGAGAAAAAAAAACUUGCCAGGCCAGGAGUUCUUUGAUAGAGAGCAUGCGUCUGUUCUUAUCUGAAAGUCAAAGUCUUUUGGGUGCGAUUCUGCUGUUAGGAGGAUUAGUGCAACAGCCAGGGAACAGCGUGGGCGAGAAACAGUCAGAGAGUUCUGCUGCGAAGUCCUGCGCUGUCAUCUGUACUCGCACAGACCGACGCUCAGAACAGCGUGGCAUCAGCGUGCCCGUAUGAUCGUAAGGCUAAGACUUUGGAUCAUUUCGGAUUUGUGCCAACAUCACCAUCUUAUCUCUUCUUAACCUUCCACGGACCUGUUCAUUGCACUUUUUUAUACACUUUCUCCCACAAAAAAACAAUCCAAAGAAAAGCUGAAUUGAUGAGUAAACAGCGGACGCCUCGGAGCACAUGAACUAAAAAACUGCAUUUGCCAUGUGAUGGAGACAGAGGCCAACAGAUGGACCUUUAAAACACUCAUCGCCCUGUUAGGAAACACAUUUGGAUUAUGAUACUUGAGAUGCUUUGAUGAAGAAGAGCAACCGAGAAACAGCGUUUCACAGCCGGUGAAACCUCGUCAGAGACACGCCUCUCUCUCUGAGCUGGAGCUGGAGAGAGGAUUUGUAUUUCUGUGAAGAAGGAGCAGCCCAAUAAACCUCCACCCUGUGGCUCAGGGUGGGGCUUCCCCAUUGCAACAGACAAAGACCUGGAGACAGAGAGAGAGAUAGAGGUAGAAGGAGAGCGAGAGAGAGAGGCACCUAAUCUUCUGUGUGGUGAUCGGUGACCUCCGUGGUCAAGCACCAGCUUAAGGUCACAAUGGGGUGCAAUAUGUGCGUGGUGCACAAGCCAGAGGAACAAUACAGGGUGAUGUUCCAGAAGGGUCAGAUAAACAACAUGCUGUGCUCUUUUGACGCUGAGGGGCGCUUGAAGAUGAACGGGAAGGAGCUCUCCCGUCUCUCGCGGGACCCCACCCUGGACCUCCGGGACCCCGUGCUGUCCAACAUCCUGCGGCGGGGCGGCGCCCGCCGGAGGGCCGAGGGCGGGGCCCUGCUGGCGGGCUGCGGGGCCCCGUUCGGGGGCCCGGCGGCCCUGACCAUGGGCAUGGCCGACUGCGUGGACAGCUGCACCCAGACGGACAUCAGCUUCCAGCAUAUGUUGACCCUGGGCAAGAGCAGCCUGCACCCCUGCAGCGGGCCGGCCCCGCCCCACCCGCCCCCCUCGCCCCCCCUCCCCCCCGCUCUGGAGCCCUACCUGCUCAACGAGCUCUUCAUAGAGCCUGAGUACUACGACCCCAACGACUACUUUGACAUCAGCCAGCACGAGGUGGACCGACAGGACGAGCUGGAGUAUGAGGAGGUGGAGCUGUACAAGUCCCGGCAGCAGGACAAGCUGGGGCUGACGGUGUGUUACCGGACGGAUGAGGAGGAGGACCUGGGGAUCUACGUGGGAGAGGUUAACCCCAAUAGUAUUGCAGCAAUAGACGGACGCAUCCGUGAGGGCGAUCGAAUACUACAGAUCAACGGUGUGGACAUCCAGAGCCGAGAGGAGGCCGUGGCCAUCCUCACCAGAGAGGACAGCACCAACAUCUCCCUGCUCCUGGCCCGGCCCGAGAUCGAGAAUGAUAACCAACUGGACCAGGACGAGCUGGACCUCGAGCCGCUGGACAACGCCCUCCACCUGCCCAGCCCCCAGAGCCUGCGGACCGCCGGCAACCCCGCCCUCUCCGGGGGCCCCGGCGGCGUGGGGGUGGCGGGCGGGGGGCGGGGCCGCUCCCUCAGCCGCGACUCCCCGGGCCUGCUGCUGCACACGGUGCUCAGCAACAGCCAGGAGCUGGACAGCGGCGUGGGCCGCACCGACGAGAGCACGCGCUACGAGGAGUCGUCGGAGCACGACCUCCUGGGGGACGACCACACCAGCGCCUCCAACACCAACGCCACCAACACGCCCGGCAGCAUGCGCAAGUUCAUCUCGGGCUGCGGGGACACGCCGCCGCCGCCGCUGCCACUGCUGUGCUCCCAGGACCUGCAGUUCAGCACCGACUCCCUGCUGGGCCUGGACGCCCCGGAGAAGGCCGGGCCGCGCGGCGGGGAGAGGGGCUACGGCGCCGAGGACCCCGUCGGCGUGAUGAUGAUGAUGCCGGGGCUGACGGAAGAGGAGUGCGAGCGGUACCGCGAGCUGCUGGAGAUCAAGUGCUACUACGAGAGGAACAGCAAGGCGCUGAUGCUGCUGCAGCCCGGCGAGGAGGGCGGCGUCGGACCGCUGGACGUCAACAUGAACGAGAGCCUGAUGCAGCACGAGAUGGCCCUGCUGGAGGAGGAGCUGCGCCACCUGGAGUUCAAGUGCCGCAACAUCCUGCGGGCGCAGAAGAUGCAGCAGCUGAGGGAGCGCUGUCUGAAGGCCUGGCCCCUGGAGGAGGAGAAGGAGGACGCGGGGCCCGCCGGGGGCCCGCUGGGGGCCGGCCGCCUGGGCUCCCUGGUGGGCGAGGAGUCCUGCCACCACGCGCUGUCGGACAUCAACGAGCUGCCGGAGAGGGAGCGCUCGGACAAGGACAGCACCAGCGCCUACAACACCGGCGGGGAGAGCUGCCGGAGCACGCCCCUGGUGAACGAGCAGCCCCCGUCCCCCUCCACGCAGAGCCUGGACGGCCCGGAGCCCGCCCCCCCGCCCGGCCUGCGCCUCUCCUCCUCCUCCUCCUCUCGCCACAGGGAGCGGGGCAGCAAGGGGGAGCGGCCCGACAAGGGACCGGUGAACCUCAACCAGACCUACUCCCCCAGCUCCCACCGGAGGGCGGCGGAGGCCAAGGCCUCCAGCCCGGCCGCUAAAUUUAGGUCCCUGUCCAGAGACGGAGGCGUGAGGAGGGGCUCGGACGAAGGUGCGAGGAGGAGCCCCAAAACGGCCGGCGCGACGGAGGGCCGGGCCGGCGGCCGCAGCGCCGAGAACAGCCCCUACCUGUCCCGGCGCCAGAGCGGCACCAAGCUGCCCCAGCGCUACCAGAGCUGCAUGCACCUGUGGUCCCCCUCCACCCCCGAGGGGCCGGGGGGCCACGGGAACCCCGGCACGGAGGGCGACGCCAGCCCCAUGAGCCUGGGCAGCACGUGCAAAGACGCUCCCCAGGGCCCGCCGGAACCGCCCCGGCACCUCCCGGGCCCCCUGCUGCCCGCCUCGCCCCGCAUGGAGUGGAAGGUGAAGAUCCGCAGCGACGGCUCGCGCUACGUGGCCAAGAGGCCGGUGAGGGACCGGCUGCUGAAGGCCCGCGCCAUGAAGAUCCGCGAGGAGCGCAGCGGCAUGACCACGGACGACGACGCCGUCAGCGAGAUGAAGAUGGGCCGCUACUGGAGCAAGGAGGAGCGCAAGCAGCACCUGCUGCGGGCGCGCGAGCAGCGGCGCCGCCGGGAGUUCAUGAUGCAGAGCCGCAUGGACUGCCUGAGGGAGCGGGAGAGGGAGCAGGGGGCCGGGGGCCCGCUGCAGGGCGGCGGGGACCAGCAGGGCGGAGGAGGAGGAGGAGGAGGAGGAGGAGGAGGAGGGGGAGGAGGGGGGGCGACGCAGCAGGAGCCCGCCUCCAUCCUGGAGCUGUGCCACCGCAGGAGCAUGAAGAAGAGGAGCCGCAGGAUCCUGGACAACUGGAUCACCAUCCAGGAGCUGCUGGCCCACGGGACGAGGUCCCCCGACGGGAAGAAGGUGUACAACCCCCUGCUGUCCGUCACCACCGUCUAGUGGUGGGGGGGCGGGGACGAGACCACCACCGAUGUAAGAGCGACCACAUGAAGGACUGCUAAUAUGUCAUUGCAUUUGUCACCAGCAAUAACCGCGAUGCUGUUUUUGGGGGAUAUUUGUAGUUCCUCCGAUUCAGAUCGGUGUUUGUUGGAUAUCCUAAAUCAGCAGGAAACCCACAGCCCUGCCAACACAACUGAAUAACAGAUGUUUAAAAGUGACCUGAACUUCCCUUUAGAUCUGAUACUGUAUGCAAGGGAGAGGAGGUCGUGAGAAACAGCGCCCCCUACUGCUGUUUAUCCGACAGGUGGGGAGGAAACCAGUGAUGGGAGAGUAAAGAACAAAAAAACAAACUCCGAUAUUGUUGGAAGCAUCAAUCCAUACUAGUGAACUGCUGAUUUAACUGAAAUGUGUUAUAAUUGCUUUUGGGCCAUAACGAUCAUCAUCUACACAUCGAGUGUAACCGUAGAGUAGAAUGUAGUUUAGGCAUUAAUGUAGACAUGCAUCAACAAGUGGUCUUUUUUGGGCUGAACCAUUCAGUGUGACUCCAUGACAAGUCACAGAAGCCUUUAGCUGAUCUAUCGUGUACACGGUGCCUUCCCGACAGGCAGUCUUACUGUACAGUAUGCAUUUUGUUAGACACACAUCAGGACAAGUCGCCACUGAAGAGCUGGGUAGUAACAAAUAACGAACCAACAGCACACUCGUGUUGGAGAAGGGCACAACGUAUUUGACAAGCACAGGAACGAACUCCUAUCGGGUACAUGCAUAGGACUAAAGCACACAAUUGAAGAAAAUGUGAUACUAUUUUCAGAACAAAAUUUCUCGGUAAUUUUUUAACCUGUCCGUAUGGUACAUUCUGAUAUAGUGGAAGGCAAUGCUGAGCCAUAUGGGGCCGUUUGUAAACAUGUAUUGCUGAAAAACUGUAAAUCUUUAUUUCUAAAUCUAAAUCAUAAAUAUACAUUUAAAUCUACAUCCUAAUUCUAAAUCUAUAUUUUAAAUCUCGAUCCUAAAUCCAUGCAACGCAUAUGCUUAUUCUCUUACAUAAUACUAAUUAGUUCUGAUUUCUAACCAGUCAUAUUUCGCGAGAGGCAUCCCUCGCAUUGAGCAGGUAAUGUGCGCACAUCUUACCCACAUCAAUUGGCUAUUUAUCUGGCAUUAUACAACGUGCCGUUGCAGGUGGGGUAACAGCAGCUCUGCUCUACAGACUUUGUUCACACGUCGCUUUGGCAUCGGUCUGCGGUCUGUAUCCGCAUUUCCUGCCCAAUGUAGCCUACGUGAUGCCUCCCCCGAUUAUAUUACUGGUUAGGAGAAGUCAGAACAUAAGCAAUUAGUACAUGCAUGACAAUAAGCAUAUCCGUUGUCUAGAUAUAGGAUUUAGAUAUAUUUGGAUAUAAAAUGUAUUAUUAGGUUUGGGAUUAUAUUUAAAAUGGUUCUAAAUUUAAAUAUUAAAACGUGAGAUUCAAAUUUCAGUGAGGUUUGGAGGGCUGUUUAUUUGCUGAAUUUAAGAAAAAUUAAGCAACGCUUGAGCUAAAUCUGUAACGAGUGAAGCACAUUUUUGAGCAGCAAGUUUACAAACGGCCCCACACAGAUCCAGGCUAUUUUAUGCUUUGAGUGGUUAUCAUGGUCAACUAUUUCGCGAUGUGAAAUUUGAAUUCCAAGUCAAUUAUUAUUUUCAAUCAUUCAAAACGCUUGUGCAUAUUGCAAACCUGAAGCUCUGGAAAAUGUAUUUAGCCUACAUCGUUUAGAAUAAGUUUGCAAUAGGAAUAGGAUAGAAUUUUUGUAAUCAUUUAUGUUGUUUCAGGUACCAACCUUAACUUUGUUUUCUACGACUCUUACUGCUGUACAUCUGGUGCCAUGGCAUUGUUGGUUCAUAAAUGAUUGCAGUAAAGCAAAUAAUUAUUUUACAUUUCACUUCGAUGCAUGUUUGAAAUCAAAAGAUUUUAUCUUACAUUUAUCCCGGAUUUAUGUAACUGUGGAGUCCCUGUAAAGGUGUUACUAGAAUAGAAAAUGUUUGUGCAGUUGUUCAUUCAAUAUUGUCUGUAAAAGGUCUGUCUGCUAUUCUAAUGUUUGAACCUUUUUUUAAAUAAAUUAUUGACUGUGAAAA
Messenger RNA from Gadus morhua (Atlantic cod), 6090 nucleotides. Its product is annotated as PDZ domain-containing protein 4. The transcript has 8 exons. The coding region runs from base 1089 to 3986 and encodes 965 amino acids. The record is from RefSeq and is a predicted model, not a curated record. Gene Ontology annotation, molecular function: protein binding. Lineage: Eukaryota; Metazoa; Chordata; Actinopteri; Gadiformes; Gadidae.